This is a messenger RNA of Chiloscyllium plagiosum (whitespotted bambooshark), 1058 nucleotides long. Lineage: Eukaryota; Metazoa; Chordata; Chondrichthyes; Orectolobiformes; Hemiscylliidae. The record is from RefSeq and is a predicted model, not a curated record.
CCUGUGCCGGUGUCGGACGUGUCGGUGGUGCUUGAUGUUGGGCUGGAUGCUGCUCUCGCUGUGAUACAAUCACUUGCCCGUUUCAUGGCUGUGUACUUCAGUAACCAGCCUGUGUUUGUGAUGCCCCCUCACCAUAUCGACACCCUGCCAUCUCUGCAUUGCAAAGCAGGUUGCUUUCCCCGAGUGGUCUUCCUGCGGCAGUGCCGUCUCUCACGGGCUGUACGAGAACAGCAGCUGUCCUCCACCUGGAGUGUGAAGUACACAGUCGAACUGCUGCUGCUCAGCCGGCUGGUUCCUGAAGCUGUCUGGUUUGCCUCCUGUCUUGGGGACUGGAAGAGUUCUGUGGUGCUGGGGCUGGCCUUCAGUCUGCACUGCCAAAACCUCCCUGAGCCUAGCAGCCUCUUUCUCCUUGAUCUUGCUGGUCCUUACUUCGUCCAAUAGAAACAUCUUCCCUCCCGAGGAGUUUCCUCAUCCGCACUAAACCUGGACCCCUGCCUUCCCAGGGACCACGCUGGAGCCUGGCCAAGCCCAAGGUAAGAACCCACCAGUGACUCACCCAUUGGUGCUUCUUCAUUCUCCAAUCACAGAUUGUAUCUCUCCUGGUAUGCUGCUGAUUGGCAUCCUGUCAAGCCUAUCAGCAGAGAGUGUGGGACAAAACCAGCCAGUGAUUGGAGGAGCAGGUUCUCCCCAAUGCUGCUGUCUUGUGUGUGGGGAUUUGGGGGAAGAAUUGGGGAUAAGGGUGGGUGUGAGGUGAAGGCUUUGGGUCGGUGUAGAGUGGAGGAUAUGGGUGGGCAUGGAAAGGGAGAUAUGGAUAUGUGUGAUAUGGGGGAAUAUAUUUGGAUAUGGAGUAGGGAACAUGGGUGGGAGUGAACUCAUGAAUACUGGGCCUUUGGAAGAGAUUAAAUGGGCAAGUAGAGUCAAUGAUUAUGGAAUCACAACAGCGUUGAAUCAGGCUAUUCGACCAAUCAAGUCUACACCGACCACCUGAAGAUCAAUCCACAGCCCCAACCCUAUCCCUGUAAGCCUGCAUUUCCCAUGGCUAACCCAGCUAACUUACA